AUGAAGAUUGCUAUAGUUCUUGCUGUGCUAUGUGGUGUUGUAGUUUCUAUGCCAAAAGGCACUAAGCUUGGAAUUGAUGAGUGUGGAGCAAAGGAGGUAAAACAGUUCAAAUUCGUCGCUGUUGGUAAAGACAAAAUGGAUAUCGCUUGCGAAAUGUGCCUAGAUAUGGUUCUCAUUGCUGAGACAUACGCCGAAUGUGAGGAAGCCGAAGUGGCGGUAAUUUUGGAGAAGAAGUGUGACAAAGACUUCAGCUCUCCAGCUACAGACAAGCUCUGUCGUGGUAUGGUUCAGAAGAUUGCUCAUGUGAGUUGCCCUCUUUUCAUGAUAUAG
This is a messenger RNA of Strongylus vulgaris, 330 nucleotides long. Lineage: Eukaryota; Metazoa; Nematoda; Chromadorea; Rhabditida; Strongylidae. The record is from the annotation of a GenBank genome assembly.